Synchiropus splendidus (mandarinfish) is the source of this 3866-nucleotide messenger RNA. It is a transcript of the gene arrdc3a, whose product is annotated as arrestin domain containing 3a. NCBI's taxonomy places the organism in Eukaryota, Metazoa, Chordata, Actinopteri, Syngnathiformes, Callionymidae. Gene Ontology annotation, cellular component: cytoplasm. The transcript has 8 exons. Gene Ontology annotation, biological process: protein transport. The record is from RefSeq and is a predicted model, not a curated record. The coding region runs from base 259 to 1497 and encodes 412 amino acids.
GUCGCUUAAAGUGAGCUGAGCCGCCAGGUUUCCCUUGUCUUUGACUGGAGACCAUCCGAGGGACGAUAACAGCAUCCGCUGCUGUUACUCAGCCUCACAUCUCAAUGAGCUGCUCCGCAAGAAGCCACUGAUCGUGCCUCCUGCUGCCGGCAGGGCAGAUACUGAUCAGUGUCUAGACCUGCAGCUUUUCUUUUCCCUUAUGAGAGUAUUUUUACAGGCUUUUUUUACAUCGCCAAGUCGCCCACUUCCUUGUCCACCAUGGUGCUCGGAAAGGUGAAGAGCUUCACUGUAAGCUUCGACUGUCUCAACGACAGCAACGUCCCCGUCUUCUCCAGCGGGGACUGUGUCUCAGGGAGGGUGGUUGUCGAGGUGACCGGGGAGAUCCGGGUCAAGUCUCUGAAGAUCCACGCCAAAGGAUUUGCAAAAGUUCGCUGGACUGAGUCAAGAAACGCGGGCUCCAACACAGCCUACACGCAGAACUACACCGAGGAAGUGGAGUACCUGAACCACAAAGAUGUUCUGAUCGGGCAUGAGCGAGACGACGACAACUCUGAGGAAGGACUCACCACUAUCCAUUCAGGAAGACACGAGUAUGAAUUCAGCCUGGAGCUUCCACAGACACCUCUGGCUACCUCCUUUGAAGGGAAGCAUGGCAGUGUGCGCUACUGGGUGAAGGCUGAGCUCCACAGACCGUGGCUCCUGCCCAUGAAGACCAAGAAGGAAUUUACAGUCUUCGAGCACAUUGACAUCAACACUCCAUUACUGCUGUCUCCACAGGCCGGCACCAAAGACAAAACUCUUUGCUGCUGGUUCUGCACCUCAGGUCCAAUUUCCCUAAGUGCCAAAAUCGAAAGGAAGGGAUACACACCAGGAGAAUCGAUCCAGAUCUUUGCCGAGAUCGAGAACUGCUCAUCCCGCAUGGUGGUGCCAAAGGCCGCCAUCUACCAAACUCAGACAUUCUAUGCCAAAGGGAAGAUGAAGGAGGUCAAGCAGUUGGUGGCCAACCUGAGAGGAGAGUCCCUGUCGUCUGGCAAAACAGAGACGUGGAGCGGCAAGAUGCUGAAGAUCCCCCCGGUGUCGCCCUCCAUACUGGACUGCAGCAUCAUCAGAGUGGAAUACUCUCUCAUGGUGUACGUGGAUAUUCCUGGGGCAAUAAACCUGUCGCUCACCCUGCCUUUAGUCAUCGGAACCAUCCCCCUGCACCCCUUCGGUUCACGCACCUCCAGUGUCAGCAGCCAGUGCAGCAUGAGCUGGCUGGGCAUGGGUCUGCCUGAGAGACCGGAAGCUCCUCCAAGCUACGCUGAGAUCGUGACAGAGGAGCAGAGGCAGAGCAGUCUGGACACACCAGGAGCUCGCGACGACCUGAACGGGCCUCUUUUCGCCUACAUCCAUGAGUUCCGCUUCCAGCCUCCACCUCUGUACUCUGAGAUCGAUCCAAACCCGGAUCACGCCGGACGCACCGAGGAGCGCAGGCUCGACACCUGUCCGUCACGCUGAGGCUCCGACUCCCCAGACUCAUUUGGAGAUCCAGAUGGAAUCCAUGUGCCGAGCCUGUUCCUUUCUCUCCAACAACAGCGUUUGAGAAGCACUGUUGACAGCCAGAGAAAAACAAAGUGUCCUCCCAACCAACAAAGACUGCCGCAGUGUUGGACGGAACAAAGCUGGUCCAGCCGCCCCUCAGAGACAGAAACCGGGGCGUCACUUCUUUAUGGACGUGUGGAAUCAUGCAGACAAACCUAAUCUGCAUGAAACUACAAAACCCCACAAGUAGUCCUGAAGAGAUCUCAGUGGCGUGGAAGAGGAUCCGCAUGCCGAGCUCCUUCUCUUGCACCCAUGGCACAUAAGGACAUGGCUCCUCCCUGAGACGACGCGACUCAUGAAGUCACAUCCACCCAAGGAAAUGGGACGUCGAGAAUUCUGUCGCCGACAGAGCAAGAAACUUGGAUGCUCCUGCCUCAUUUGGGAUUUUGUUUUGCACAUUUUGUUAUUUACUCGUUUUGUGUGGCUCUGUUUUGAUGAGAAAUCACUAAACGGUCUGGCCUCAGCGUCGUAGUGGCCCAGACCAAGACUGCAAGCUCAACUUUACACAGAGAGCAGCAGUGGGGGAGACUGAGAAAGACGAGAACAAUGCACUGACUUUUGUUUUGUUUUGUUUUUUUUGGGGGGGGGGGACAAUUUUCAUUGUGAUUGCAAGACAACAACAGCACACUAUCGUCGCCUGGAUGCUCUCUAAGACUUCUCCGCUUUGAUCCGAGUGUGGCUUCCCUUUUUUUUUUUUUUUUUUUAAACGCUUUUUAUUCCUGCUUCCAUCCUGAAAAAGUUUGUUGCCUUCAUUGUGUUGAUGAAGCUCCAGAUUCUGGACUAGAGGGGUUGCAGACCCUUCUGUGCCACCAACUGAAUGUGGCACAUGAAGGUGCUCAUGUUGCUAGCAGCCCUUCUAACUCUGAAUUUUGGGGAUGGCUUCGCUUGCAUAGCUGCCCUAUAGCAAGGUCUCAGGUGGGCUUUUCACUUGCCAAACUGUUGGAGUUUUUUUUUUGUAAUUGCACUGUCAUAUGAAGUUUCCAAAAAUGUCGGUAAAUAACAUCUUUAAAAAGAUAAAUGACAUUCCCUUUUAGCUGCGCUACACUUGUCCAUCUUGUCCAGCCAAUAGUUGCCAGACCAGUGAAGCCAAAAUGCUUGUAACAAGUGAAAGAAAAAAAAAAACUUAAAGGAAGGCACUGAUCCAGCCUAAAUUACAAGCUGGGAACGUUGUUAAGCUUCUGUUCACAGUGGUCAGAACAAGUAGAAGUAGGUUCGACAUGAGUAAUACAUUGGUUUUCUCACUCAGUCAACACAGACCAUCUGAACAGAAGUUUACCAAAACCCAAGGAAAGAAAACAGAACAGCACUUUUUUUGAAAGACGCAUUUUUGGCAAAGGUCUGAGCUACCCAGCAUUUGUACUAAUAUUGUUAGAGAAUUGCUCAUAGUGCAUUCUUUUGUCCUUUUUUUAAGUUUACAUGUAGCUGACACGUUUGUAUGUGAAGUCUGUGUGCGUUUGUGUGUCGACGCUCUUACGGAGAUCCAGCCGGCGACUAGAUCUACUAUUCUGAUGGCAAAAGACAAAACUAAAGAUCAUCAAAGUGAUCUUAUCUUAGUGGCCUUGACUAAAAAACAAAAAAACUUUACGUUAACUCCUGCUGUAUCUUUUCUGUUUGUUAUUUUCCGCGUUUGUUUAUAGGACAAAAAGGGAAGAGGGAAUGAAACUAAAAUGUCAGAUUUCAGUUGAGGCUCAGUAAAUGUUUAUCCUUUGUGUCUAUUCCUGGGCUGAGUUAGCUUCUUAGUUUGAUGAGCAGCAUGACUGAGUCUGCCCUCCUGACCCCCGCAGUGGCCCUCUGGCUUCGGUGGGAGCAGCUGUUGAUCAAACCCCCUCCUCUCCUGACAAAGAUUUAGUUAAACGUGGGGGUGCAGACAAACAGCACUCUCAGCAGUAAGCGUCUCUCCUCUUACUUCUCUGCAGUUGUUUAAGGAACAGCCUAGCAAGCUACGCGUGAAUGAAUAAGCUCGCAUUUGUUUCAGGUUGGUGAAUUCCAUAGUGUGUUUGCAUGGGCCGCCGAUUUGUCCAAUGUCAAAACUAAGCUAAACUCCUGACCUGAUCGAGACAGGAGCUGAAAUGUUCAGAUGCAAAUGACAUUUUAGAAAAAAAAAAAGUGCAAUAUCGCUCAGAUUAUUUUUCUCCUUCUCCAUUUGUAUGUUUUUACCGUUAUUUUUGUCUGUUAAUCAUAACAGUGUAUGGAUAUUCUAUGAAUAUACAGUGUUCUGAAUGAUUUAAACCCUUUGUCUAGCUCUUCCUUUUUGAUUUGAAUAAACAUUUUUUUGUUUAAAAUUA